ACAGACCUCAUCAUCUGUCUUUAAGUGUCCUGCUCUUCAACAUGAAGUUCCUCCUCUUCCUCAGUGUGUGUGUGUGUGGAGCGCUGGCUCAGGCCAAUUCUGAUUAUGAUGAUGAAGAUGCUGUAGAUGUAAAAACACCACCGCCGCCCAAAGUGGAAUUCACAGACCCUCGAGGUCACAGGCCUCUUUCCAGGGGCCGUGAGGUCUACACACCUGUCGCUGCUCCACCUCCUGUUAGCGGACGUGGACGUUACGGACCGCGCCCCACUGCGGUGACCGAGAAACAGCUUCAGGAGGAGAAGAAGGAAAUUAUUGACAGUGGGGGAUGCAUACAUGCUUCGGAGGCAAUGGGUGUGCUCUGUCCUACAGGCUGUGAAUUGAAAACAGCUUUGCUGAAGCAGGAGCGUGACGUUAAACCUACGGUGGCUCAGCUAAAGAGAGACGUGGAAACUCUGUCACAGACCUCCAACUCCGUCUACAGAUACGUGGACGAGCUGACCUCAGAGGUCACUGAGAGACAGAGGAUCAAUAACGGUAAUGACGACUUGGUCAAUCAGUACACAGACGACCUGGAGGUCCAGCAUGCAUAUGUGAAAGAAACUGUGGAUGUCUCGUUUCCACAAAACAUUAAAAUCCUGCAGGGAGUCCUGGAGAAACUGCGGGAGAAGAUCCAGCGUCUGGAGAGGGCUGUGACUUCUCAGAAUGAGAAGUGUGCUGAACCGUGUGUAGUGUCCUGCCCCAUCCCAGUGGUGUCUGGAAAAGACUGCGAGGAUGUUUUCAGGAACGGAGGAGAAACUUCUGAGCUGUAUCUGGUGCGCCCAGAACCCUCACAAGCACCUUACAAGGUCUACUGUGACCAGACAACGCAGAACGGAGGAUGGCUGCUCAUUCAGAACCGUUUGGACGGUAGCGUGGACUUCGGCCGGAGAUGGGAUGAUUACAAGAGAGGUUUUGGAAACGUUGCGUUUGAUGUUGGGAAAGGUCACUGCGAAACUCCUGGCGAGUACUGGCUCGGUAAUGACCGCAUCAGUCAGCUCACUAAGACGGGCCCAACUGAAGUCCUGAUCGAGCUGCAGGACUGGGCAGGCACGAAGACAUACGCUCAGUACCAACAGUUCACCGUACAAGGCGAAGCUUCGAACUACAUCCUGGCAGUGGAUAAAUACUCCGGCACGGCGGGAAAUGCCUUACUCACUGGUGCAACAGAGCUGUUUGGUGUAAAUCGCACCAUGACCAUCCACAACGGCAUGAUGUUCAGCACCUACGACAGAGACAAUGACCGAUGGGUACCUGGUGACCCGUCUAAGCAGUGUUCAAGAGAAGAUGGAGGUGGAUGGUGGUAUAACGCCUGCCAUUCAGCCAAUCCUAAUGGCCGAUACUACUGGGGCGGAGCGUACACAAAGAACAUGGCCAAACACGGCACAGACGACGGCGUGGUGUGGAUGAACUGGAAGGGCUCGUGGUACUCGCUCAAGGCCGUCAGCCUGAAGAUCAGACCCUUCUUUGCUCAGAAAUAACACACACACACACUCUUCACUCGUCCUGUGUGAAACCUGUACUCUUAUUCAGCAAAUGCCAUUUUAGAAAUAAAAAAAGAAAUAAAGAUGUUGACAUCAGUGAAAUAUGAAGAUAAUAAGAACAACUGCACCAGCUGUCAACAAACCUGUUUACGUUCAAAAUAAAAUGCAUUCUGUGUGAACAUUA
This is a messenger RNA of Ictalurus furcatus (blue catfish), 1704 nucleotides long. It is a transcript of the gene fgb, whose product is annotated as fibrinogen beta chain. The record is from RefSeq and is a predicted model, not a curated record. Bases 42 to 1517 code for a protein of 491 amino acids. Gene Ontology annotation, cellular component: fibrinogen complex. Gene Ontology annotation, molecular function: signaling receptor binding. The transcript is spliced from 8 exons. Lineage: Eukaryota; Metazoa; Chordata; Actinopteri; Siluriformes; Ictaluridae. Gene Ontology annotation, biological process: protein polymerization; platelet activation; blood coagulation.